Panonychus citri (citrus red mite) is the source of this 1529-nucleotide messenger RNA. Its product is annotated as NADH-cytochrome b5 reductase 2-like. Lineage: Eukaryota; Metazoa; Arthropoda; Arachnida; Trombidiformes; Tetranychidae. Gene Ontology annotation, cellular component: mitochondrion. The transcript has 4 exons. Gene Ontology annotation, molecular function: oxidoreductase activity; FAD binding. The record is from RefSeq and is a predicted model, not a curated record. The coding region runs from base 420 to 1217 and encodes 265 amino acids.
UCAACGAUCCAUAUUUCCAUUAAAUUUAAUUAACUUUUCCAUCAUAACGAUUACAACAUUUUCUCAUUUUCAGCUUAUCUCUUGUACUCUUCAUGUCUCAUCAUAUGUUUUCUGUUUGUUACUCAACCGAAAGACUCAGUUGAUGUUUACACUUUUACUUUGAUUGUUGUUCCUCAUUUUUAAUUGAUUUCUAUUUAAUUUCUAUUAUUAGUGUCACAUCGUUGAUUGUUUACCAAUAUGGGAAUUGUGGUGAGUAAUUAUAACGUCAACAAUAAAUUAAUUAGUUUCCCAGUUUCAGUUUUCAUCCCUUCUUAUUGGCUAAUUCAGCUGUAAUUGGUUCUAUUACUACAUUAAUUGUUGGUAUUUUUAUAUUUCUAUGGAUUAAAAAGGGUAAAUCAAAAAGUAAAAAGAGAUUACUGAUGGAUUCUAAUGUCAAGUAUCAAGUUCCAUUGCUUGGUAAAGAGAAUAUCAAUUGGAAUACUCGACGCUUUAGAUUCGGUUUACCUACGGAAGAUUCUGUUCUAGGUGUUGGUCCUGGUGAACAUAUUUAUCUAUCGGCUAAAAUCAACGGCGAUUUAGUAAUUCGUCCUUAUUCACCAAUCACUGGCGAUGAAACCAAAGGCUAUUUCGAUCUCAUUAUCAAAGUUUAUUUUGCUAACCAAAACCCAAAGUAUCCUAAUGGAGGAAAAAUGUCUCAAUACUUGGAAAGUAUGAAAAUAGGAGAGACAAUUGAUAUUCGAGGUCCUGAUGGAAGAGCGAUUUACAUUGGUAAUGGUGAUUUUCUUAUUAAGAAAAAGAAAACUGAUCCAUUGGUUAAAUACCAUUACGAUAAAUUGGGUAUGAUCGCUGGUGGAACUGGCCUUACACCUUUGUUUGCCGUUUUACGUGAGAUUAUUUCAAAUCCGGAGGAUAAGACACAAGUUUCAUUCCUAUUUGCAAAUCAUACAUCAGAUGAUAUUCUUUUACGUGAAGAAUUGGACCAAAUAGCGUCAAGAUUUCCCGACCAAGUUAAAAUCCAUUACACUUUAGGUAAAUCAGAAGAGGGUUGGCAACACAAAGUGGGUCGGGUUGAUGAUAAUAUGAUCCGAGAUUGUUUGUUCCCACCAGCUGAUGAUACGAUGAUUAUGAUGUGUGGUCCACCGGCUAUGGUCAAGGAAACACUUCAACCAACAUUGGACAAAAUGGGUUACAGUGAAUUGAGAAGACAUGUUUUUUAAAGAGGAUCCAUUUCAAUUUCUCUGUCAAUUCCUUGGCCCCUUCCUUAAAGAUCUCACAAUCUACUUCUCUACAGAGGAAAUGUGAACAUUUACAAGGAUCAAGUAUUAAUACUUAAAAGAUGAAUGGAUAACAGUUAAAAUGGAAGGGAUAAAUUACUAUUUUGAAAAAUCAAAUAGAAACAGUCAAUAGACCUGAUGGAAUCCAUUCAUCUACAUGCUACUACUUAUGUGCAAUUACAGAUAUAUAAAUAUGUUUGUAAAAAAAGGAGAUUUACAUGACUCAAUUAAAUUUUGCAGAAUUAUUUUGUUGAA